Molecule: messenger RNA, 195 nt
Organism: Meloidogyne enterolobii
Lineage: Eukaryota; Metazoa; Nematoda; Chromadorea; Rhabditida; Meloidogynidae
Source: the annotation of a GenBank genome assembly
GAGACAAUGUUUUAUGUGUUUGAACGUUUCUCACAAUGUACCUUUAAAGUUCGCAUACGAACAACCAAAGUGUCUUAUAAUAAUAUUGAAAUUUACCCAAAAGAAAAAUUUUUACCACAACAAGAAAUAUUGGCUAAAGCAAACACAAAAUUUCUUGUUAGCCAUUGUGGACAGAAUAGUUUGAAUGAGGUAUAG